Bradysia coprophila is the source of this 726-nucleotide messenger RNA. RefSeq lists its product as uncharacterized. Lineage: Eukaryota; Metazoa; Arthropoda; Insecta; Diptera; Sciaridae. The record is from RefSeq and is a predicted model, not a curated record.
AUGACCAACGAAAAACACAACAAAGGGCGAAAGAAGAAGGCGAUCUACAAAUGUGAAAUAUGUAACGGUACCCAGAACAAACCAGUCGUCGCCUGUGAUAAAUGCGACAAGUGGCACCACUUUGCGUGCGUUGGAAUCAAAUCCAUUAAGAAGAAAGACGAAUGGAUCUGUGAUAAGUGCAAAACACCAAAUCCACCCGAACCACCGUCAUCUCAACAAUCAGUACAAGAAGACGUUGCGACGCCACAUUCAAGGAAUAAUUCACCGGCAAAAUCUCGAGUGGAUAACUGCGGUGACAAAGACAACGAUUAUGACUUGACGUACGAUACUAGUCAUCCGUACUAUCGAGCAUCACGUAACCUGCUGUCACCACAAAAUCAUUCCAAAAAUCGAUCCGUCGAACAGCAACAAAAUCGACAGAACGAUAAUGUCAUCAAUGUGUCUAGAGCAGAUCCGAUUAUCCGUACAACGAGUAAGCGACAAGAAAUGGAGUUAAAGUUGGCUGAAGAGGAGAGGAUAUUAUCGAGCAUGCGUGACAAUGAAUACCUGCGAAAAAAGUAUUCUAUUUUGAUGCCAAAGGAACACCGUCGUGAAAAAGCAAUGACUAACGACGAUGAAAUCCGAAGUAUGAGCAAUACCAGAGACUGGGUCAAAAAACAGCAAUCUGUUAAAUCCAUGAUAAACGUUCCGAAAGUCUUUACCGGCAUGGCAGAACGUGAAGAAUAA